This is a messenger RNA of Rotaria sp. Silwood2, 2787 nucleotides long. The record is from the annotation of a GenBank genome assembly. Lineage: Eukaryota; Metazoa; Rotifera; Eurotatoria; Philodinida; Philodinidae.
AUGAUUUCAAUUCGUCUAAUUGAUAUGCUCAAUAAAAACGUUACAAGACGCAUUAAACAAAAAGGACAACAACAAUUGAGGAUAUUUGGUUAUCAUAAAACUGUUCACGAAUUAAAACGUCAAUACCAAGAUUUCUUCAACCGACAUCAACUGCAAGUUUUCAAUAUACAAAUUAAUCCGGCACAAAUGGAUUAUCUACUUUACAUGCGUUCAAGAGAAGUCAAGCAAAUUGAAACAAAAUAUAAAGCUGAUGGUGUAAGUCUGCAGAUCAAAUCACAAAAAUUUGUAGCACCAGUGUAUUUAAAAGAUGAAAUCAGUAAACAAAUCAAUGAUUUAUUAUUGAACAUGAGGACAGCAAAAUUUCAAACAAUCGAAUUAUUUCAAGCAAUCGCCGAAAGAGAAGUUGAACGUUUGAAAAAUAUUGCACGUCGCAAUAAGUGUCAUAUCAAUAAAUAUGAAUUAGAGACGGAUAGCUCUAAAUUAUAUAUCGUACCGAAGGUGACAAGUUCAAAUGCUGACGAUAGAACCUCGUCCAAAGUUUUGCGUGAACAAUCCGAUUUAUUUUGUUCCUCAACUGGUGUGAUUAGAAAAUUCACACUAAACAAUGGAUCAAUUAGUGUUUCUAUUGGAGAUAUUACCAAGAAAAAGGUAGAUGUAAUUGUUGUAUCAUCGACAUCAAAUGGUCUACGCGAAAGAAUUAUUGAACAAGCAGGUCUAGAUGUUAACUCAUUGAAAUGCGAACCCAACCAACAGAAAUCGAGUGUAAGAUUUAUUGAAGCAACCUCAGGACAAGCGUCAUGCAAAACAAUUUUAUUCUCAAAUUGGACACCGCCGAUGAACAUAGACAAUGAUGGUUUCAGAAGAUCAGCACAAGUCUUUAUUUCAAAAUCAAUUCAAUAUGCUAUUAUCCAAUUGAAAGCUGAAUCAGUGGCUUUCGCUCUUCCUGAUUUAUACGAUAAGGAAGACAUUUUGGUUGAUGCUAUAUUUCAAGAAACAAGGCAUCAAAUUAAAAGAUCAUCAACUUGUAUUGUAUCAUUCGUAUUUUUAUCUGAUCAACAAACUUUAUUUGAAAUGUUUUCGAAAGAAAUGGAAAAACUGCAAGAUGUCUUACAGUUUUCGUUUCCAACAGCAACUAUGCAAAUUAAUCUAUUAAGUUCUAGUAGUAAAUCUUUGAAAAAAUGCAGAAACAAAAUUAAAAGUCAUCUCGACCGAUUGAUGAUUAAGUCAAAAUUAGAAUUCAAUGAUGAUAAUAGUGCUUUUAAAAAAUGGAAUCAACACAUGAUUAAUGCAUUUUAUUUGUAUUGUAAAGAACGAUGUGUUUUAGCAAUAACAUUAACGAAUAAUAGUCAAGUAAUAGAAUUAUGUGGACCAUCUCAUGGUAUUCAAGAAGUUAGAGAAAAAUAUAGAAUUUUAGAUACAUUACAAAAACAGAAGUUACAAAUACAAACAACCUUUCAAUCUAAUUCUGUCGUUCGUCGUCGCCCAUUGACAGCUAGCAGCGCAGUAACAACAAAUACCAAACGUUAUAAUAUCUUGCUGAGUUAUUGUUCGAAAGAUCAAGCUCGAUGUCAACGUUUGGCCAAUCGUCUUAUUGAUGAUGGUUUCUCUGUAUUGAUGGUGGACAGAUCAACGACAAGGAUUAAAAUCGACACAUAUGAUUGUAUUAUCGUAUGCCUUAGUCAAUAUUCACAAGAAAAUGAUGAAGCAAUCAAGAAUGUCAUUAAUGAAUCUGGUACAAAAAUCAUUUUAGCGAAAGUUCAGUACUUUAAUACAUCAGUUAGUGGUUGGUUACAUGAUUAUUUAAUUGGCAAAUUAUGUUAUUACUUAUAUGGAUCGGACAAUUAUUUCAACUUGGAAUAUGAUAAAAUAAUGCUAGAAGUGUUAAAAAUUACCAAACCUGGUCAUGUGUCGUUGUUGCAAUCAACCAUAAACCAUACAGACGAGUUACAGCAAAUAGAACAGCAACGAAGGCAUAUGUACGAUAAAAGACUUAAAAAGCUGACGAAAUUGGGAAAAAUACCCGAUGAUGAUAUGAAGAAUUCAAUUGAUAUAUUACAUGCUAUGAUCAAUGAAGAAGAAGCAAAAGGCAACGAGAGAACAAAUGAAGCGAUGAAAAACGACAAACGAAUAAGAAAAGAGUCUAUCAAUGAUAUACAGCAUCUUGUUGACAUCUCUCUUUUAUUAUAUCGACGUUGGUUGAAAAAAGCACCUAAUAUAAUCAAGCAAAACAUACCACCUUAUACGUUAACCGGUGAUAUUAAUGAUGCAAUAUUUCCAAUGCCUGAUGAUAUGCGCACAAAUCCAGAGCAAUUCAUAAAACGGUACUUUCUAAAAUAUUCACCUUUUAGUACAACAAGAUAUGGAUCGUAUAUGAUAGGUGAAAUGUCAAGGAUAGCAUCAAAUCCAUAUGGAAAAAUUCCAGAUAAACAAUUACAACUUGUUCAUCGCACAUUUGGAAUAUCGUCAACUCAAAUGUCUCAACAAAAUGAACAACUAAUUUCUAAACGUAGUUGCGUUUUCUCUGCUAACAUAAAACUAGUGAAUGUAUGGGCAAAUGUUGGAUUUAUUGGUUCAAAAACGAAGUCUGAAAAUGAAAUGAAAAGGCGUCAGCAGUUAGAUGAAAAUGACUCUGUUAUGCAGGAAUUUAGAGAUAUGAAAACAAAAGAAUAUAUGAACAAAUAUCCAACAAAACGGAAGCAAAUUUCGGAAUUUUUCAAGAAAUUUAUGAAACAAAAAGCUAAAAAUACAAUGGAAUUUCAUAAGUUAUGCGAAACAUACUUCAUUUAA